AACAGCUGUUUGACAUAGCAACAGGGAUAUUCUGUCAAGGUGUCUCUCUAGCAUUUGUUCUUAAUACCGUUGUGGUUUUGAUCACUAAAAUGGCUGUGACUUUUGGACUCUCGUUGAGUGUUUCUUGGAUUUGCUGUCUGCUAAUUGGAGGGAUAACUUGUUUUACACUUAAAGGUAAUUCUAAUGGGCAUCAUGCCUACACUGGACCUGAACCAACUGGAUCCUAUGCCAAAGCAAGUGUGGUGCCUAGUCCAAAUGCUAAAGCUACUGGCCACAAUGCCACGUCAGCAGAAGCUACUGGCCACAAUGCCACGUCAGCAGAAGCUACUGGCCACAAUGCCACGUCAGCAGAAGCUACUGGCCACAAUGCCACGUCAGCAGAAGCUACUGGCCACAAUGCCACGUCAGCAGAAGCUACUGGCCACAAUGCCACGUCAGCAGAAGCUACUGGCCACAAUGCCACGUCAGCAGAAUCUACUGGCCACAAUGCCCCGUCAAGUGUGAAGUCCGGCCCCGGCGCCUCAGCAGAAGCGUCCGGCGCCUCAGCAGAAGCGUCCGGAGCCUCAGCAGAAGCGUCCGGCGCCUCAAAGAAAAGGUAA
Molecule: messenger RNA, 599 nt
Organism: Salmo salar (Atlantic salmon)
Lineage: Eukaryota; Metazoa; Chordata; Actinopteri; Salmoniformes; Salmonidae
Source: RefSeq, a predicted model, not a curated record